UGCUGAAUGACUCCGGACUCUUGAGUUCUGCGUUUGGAGCUGGCUGCCAGGGCGCUUGAGUCACAGGACCUUCAGCCUUCAGGAGGCAGCUAUUUCAGGAGGCAGCUCUGCUUCUGAGAGCUCUCUGUUCCUAGCUUCAGAUGCAGUCCUGAUCUAAGAUCAGCAGACCCCGUGUACUUCAAGGUGGCCAGAUGCUCUCUUAGAGGUUAGAGCGAUAGCAUGUUUUUAGAAUGGCUGCGUCCUCGUCCGCGUUUUCAGAACAAUUCUAGCAUCUAAUGAUCUACGUUUUCAGGCCGGUGGUGGCAAGCAACUGCUCUGAGUAGGACAGAUACGGUGCUAUGUAGGAUUGUGGCGUCACACGAAUCAGCAGUUGGACGGAAAGAGCAAGAACUGUUUGUCCAAAAGGUCGUGGUCAACCGGGGUGACCUUUUUCCAAGUAUAACUCUGACGACAUAGUCAAAGGGUCAAGAUGAGUGCCUCCAAACCCAAAAAGUCGUUCAAGAUCGAGCCGUUCAAGCAUAAGGUGGAGAUGGACCCUGACUAUGCCAACAACACCUGGAAAGUGCUGGAGGACGCAAUCCAUGAGAUUUACAACCAUAAUGCCAGCGGCCUGAGUUUUGAGGAGCUCUACAGGAGCGCCUACAACAUGGUCCUUCACAAGUAUGGCAAUAAGCUGUACGAGGGCCUGACCACCACAAUGACCAAUCAGCUGCAGAAGGUGGCGGGGCAGAUUGACGCUGCUCAGGGGGACACCUUUCUUGAGGAGCUCAAUCUGAAGUGGCUGGACCACAACAAAUCGCUCCAGAUGAUCCGAGACAUUCUAAUGUACAUGGACCGGACAUACGUCACCAACCAGAACAAGGUUCCGGUGCAUGAGCUGGGGCUGAACCUGUGGAGGGAUGCUAUCGUGCGCAACGGCAGGAUCCGGGACCGCCUGCUGAAGACGCUGCUGGACCUGGUGCACAAGGAGCGCACGGGGGAGGUGAUCAACAGGGGCCUGAUGCGCAACGUGACCAAGAUGUUCGUCGACCUCGGGCAGACCGUCUACCUGGAAGACUUCGAGAAGCCGUUCCUUGACGCCACCGCCGACUUCUACAAGGCGGAGGCGCAGCAGUUCAUCUCCACGAGCGACUGCACCGACUACCUGCGCAAGGCCGAGAAGCGGCUAAAUGAGGAGAUCGAGCGGGUGGCGCACUAUCUGGACCAGAAGACGGAGAGCAAGCUGACGACGGUGGUGGAGCGCGAGAUGAUCGGGAACCACAUGAAGCUGCUGGUGGAGAUGGAGAACUCGGGCCUCGUGUCGAUGCUGACCAACGACAAGUAUGAGGACCUCGCGCGCAUGUACAACCUCUUCCGGCGCGUCCCGACGGGCCUCCAGACAGUGCGGGACCUGAUGACGUCACACCUACGCGAGACGGGCAAGCAGCUGGUUACGGACCCCGAGCGGCAGCGCGACCCGGUCGAGUUCGUUCAACGGCUGCUCGACGAGAAGGACAAGUACGACCGGCUGAUCGCGCAGAGCUUCGGCAACGACAAGACGUUCCAGAACGCGCUCAACAGCAGCUUCGAGUUCUUCAUCAACCUGAACACGCGCUCGCCCGAGUUCAUCUCGCUAUUCGUGGACGACAAGCUCAAGAAGGGGCUGAAAGGCGUGAGCGAGGAGGACGUCGAGGGCGUGCUGGACAAGGUCAUGAUGCUCUUCAGGUACCUGCAGGAGAAGGACGUGUUUGAGAAGUACUACAAGCAGCACCUGGCGAAGCGGCUGCUGUCGGGGCGGACAGUGUCGGACGACGCGGAGCGCAGCCUGAUCGUGAAGCUCAAGACGGAGUGCGGCUACCAGUUCACGUCCAAGCUGGAGGGCAUGUUCACCGACAUGAAGACGUCCAAGGAUACGAUGGCCGCCUUUCAGCAAAAGAUGGUGGAAGAGGGGAACGACUCGGACAUUUCGCUACAGGUCCAAGUCCUGACGACAGGUUCGUGGCCAACCCAGCCGGGCGCCAAGGCCACCCUCCCCCCCGAGAUCCUGGAGCAGUGCGACAAGUUCAAAAAUUUCUACCUCUCCACGCACACCGGCCGGCGGCUCUCCUGGCAAACUAACAUGGGCACGGCGGACCUGCGGGCGACGUUCGCGCACAGCCGACACGAGCUCAACGUGUCGACGUACCAGAUGUGCAUCCUUCUGCUGUUCAACAACGCAGACGCGUUGUCGUACCAGGAGAUCCAGGCGGCCACCGAGAUUCCGGUGGCGGAUCUCAAGCGGAAUCUGCAGUCGUUGGCGUGCGUCAAGGGGCGGAACGUGCUGCGGAAGGAGCCGGUCGGGAAGGACGUGGACGAGGAUGACGUGUUCCACUUCAACGACAAGUUCACGAACAAGCUGCACAAGAUCAAGAUCGGGACGGUGUCGGCGCAGAAGGAGAGCGAGCCGGAGAAGCAGGAGACCCGGCAAAAGGUGGAGGAGGAUCGGAAGCCGCAGAUUGAGGCCGCGAUCGUGCGGAUCAUGAAGUCGCGGCGGUUGCUGGACCACAAUAACAUCAUUAGCGAGGUCACGAAGCAGUUGCAAUCGCGAUUCUUGCCAAACCCCGCGGUGAUCAAGAAGCGGAUCGAGAGUUUGAUAGAGCGGGAAUUCCUAGAAAGGGACAAGAACGACCGCAGGUUAUACAGGUACUUGGCUUGAGGCGGAGUCAGAAACUCGUGCGUCGCUGUCCUGUUGGUAACAGAAAAACCGUGUAUAAAGUACCUCGACUGUCCGCACCUUGUUGGGAAAGCUGCACAUAUGGAAGCUAUCCCCCUCAAUGGGCGCCUGUCUCUGUCAUUCAUUCUGGAC
Molecule: messenger RNA, 2824 nt
Organism: Klebsormidium nitens
Lineage: Eukaryota; Viridiplantae; Streptophyta; Klebsormidiophyceae; Klebsormidiales; Klebsormidiaceae
Source: the annotation of a GenBank genome assembly